GGCGAAAUUGAAAUAAACGUUUGAACCCUCUCGUUGCUGAUUGUUUGCCGACUCUUCAAUGAAGGAGGAUUUUAGCUUUGUGUUCAAAGUCCUGGCUCAUUAACAACUGUAAAAUGGGGGACCAUAUUGAGCUACAAAUCACUCCAGAGACUCCAGGCAGACCAUCCAUUAGAAACCCCUUUGAAAGUCCUAAUGACUACCACCACCUUCAUGAAUCCCUGGUGCCAAGCCCAUCUGUCUUCAAGUCCAAGCCUUGUAAAGCUACUCCACCCAAGUUUAACUGGUCUAUUGAUGAAAUGGCCAGCCUUCUCCCUGUCCACAUAGACCCCGAGGACAUCCAGCGACAGUCUUUUUACCUCAGCCAGACAAGGAUGGAUUCUGACAUUGAGGAGAAGCGUCAGAAUGCUAUCGAGCAGUUUUUCACCAAAGGAACCAUCGUGCCCUCGCCCUGGGCAGCACCAGACCCCCGUAAAGGCCCCCAGAUCUAUACGAAAAAUUUGAAGUCUGCAAUGAUUGCAGAGGAGCCAGAAAAAAUCUCAGUUGCUUGUCAGACAACUCUUUCAUUACCUCUGGCUUUUGAUUUGGAGAAAAUACUAGGGGAUCAUUACCGCUACGAGGAACCGUGUGAUGCUGUGCAGGAGAGUCUCAGUUCCUCCUCCUUAAGACGAAAACUCUUCCUCGAUGGCCAGGGCCCUUACAGUGGCUCUGACAGCUCCAGUCCGCCAAGUCCAGAGAGAAGCUAUGCCAGGCAGGAGAGGCUUUCUCUGAACCGAGGAGAGGAAGCUGAGGGAGGGGUUGCAGUUUCGGAGGGAGAAGCUUUAUCAUCUAUCUUUUCCUCCCCUUUGCCCCGCAGCGUUUUGGCUCCGACUCCCUCUACAGGUCAGUUCUCAUCCAGUCCCAUCCAGCAUGGCUGCUUCCGGGACUGCAGCCUCGGCAGCAUCACCAGUCCUCUGUUCCCUGAUAGGUCGUCUCCUGCUGGUCUUGUCUCCCCCACAAUUUCUCCUAUUCUUGCACAUGUAGCACGCACACCCACAUGUUCAGCUGAGAGGAAGCAGCCGAGCAACUUGACUCCAAACGGCGUUCCCCUGGACGUAGAUGGCACUUCCUGCAACGAGAGUCCAUUUGUCGAGGGUUGCUCUCCCAUUCGUAGCUGCUCCCCACACCAGCGCCACUGUUACACCGAGCCCCAGCACAAUGCCAGACCCAAGCCCCGGCCCCGAGUCCGCUGCUGGGCCUCCCCUCCCCUCAUCUCCCCGAUCCUCAACCCUAACCUCCAAGACAAUCAGGAAGCUGAGGAUCAACUCCCCUUUUCCUCCUCGUCCUCCUCCUCCUCUUCUCUCCCCCCUAUGGAGCUAGAUCCAGCUUCGCCCCUGGCCCGCAGCGCUCACCCCGCUGACAAUGAGAGAGUUUGUUUGAAUCCUAUGGAACCUGUGAAAAUGGAGGAAGGCAAGGAGACGGAGACAGACGGGAGGUUGGAGGAUGAAGAGGAGGAAAGUGGAAAUCAUUCAGGACAGCUGACCAGCUCUCGCAUGGGCAAUGUGUCGGCGACAGAGAGCUCUCAGAUGUUUGUAUCUCUUCUGGCAGAGGGAAGCAGCAUACGCUACGAUUCCAGCAUGCAGGUGGACAGCGGGUACAACACUACCUCAGCAGGCACUGCCAGUCUUAUAGAUCUACUCAGCUCAGACUGUCACGGCAAAGAGUCCUUCAGUUCAAACCUGGCAGAAGACGGUUUCCAACUCACUCGACACACUAAACUAAAGGUAUUCUAUCCUCACCACUGAGCCAUGUGAUUGGUGCUUUUAAAGGGACGCCUCUUCCAGUGGAAGCUUAAGAUGAUUAUUUUGCAAUCAAAUACAACAAAGUUUACACUAUGUUUUGGAGCGUUUUUGUCGCAUUAAUUGAUUAGGGUGAAUGAAUUGGGUCAACUGUUAAUGGCAGUGAGAACUAAACUGGUUUCACAAGUGGUUAUUUGUUCUUUUGAAGGUUUAGAGUUCAAGUUGUCAGACAGAAAGCAAACGUUAUACAGAAGUAUGUUUUUCACAUGUUAGAAGGGAGGAGAUCUUAGUCCCACUGUAAGACACUGUAAAGCUGUAAUUUAACAGCUCUGUUAGACCCAGUAUACUGGUGCGAUAAGGGGAAAGAAAAAAAUGUCAAUUUUGAAUUAACUUGCACAACAGUAACCUCCUUGAAUGCUGUAUUGAUGCUGAUGUCAUCAUUUCCAUUUUUAUUUGGUGUUGACAUGAUCGACUUGAUCGAUCCUGACUUUCAGAUGACAUUCGAUUUGUACUGUAUUUAUCGUUUUAUAAAACAGUUUAUCAUGUUUUUAUAUGACGAGAGCUUUUUGUUUUAUUGAAUGAGUAAGAAUUGUUAAAAUUAAGGUUAGCUGUGGAUCUUAUUUGGAUUGUCAGAAUAUUUAUUCCUGAAUAAGAUGCACUGAAUAAUGCCGCUAGAAAAUUAAAAGCUGAUGGAGCCAUUUUUUUUCUUUUGCAUACUUAAAAGCAUGGGCUGGAUCAUAUCACAUUAAAUUAACUUGAAUUCUU
Molecule: messenger RNA, 2540 nt
Organism: Epinephelus moara (kelp grouper)
Lineage: Eukaryota; Metazoa; Chordata; Actinopteri; Perciformes; Serranidae
Gene: bora
Product: bora aurora kinase A activator
Exons: 12
Coding region: 114-1781 (555 amino acids)
Biological process (GO): regulation of mitotic spindle organization; activation of protein kinase activity; regulation of mitotic nuclear division
Cellular component (GO): cytoplasm; nucleus
Molecular function (GO): protein kinase binding
Source: RefSeq, a predicted model, not a curated record